Sporisorium graminicola is the source of this 4938-nucleotide messenger RNA. RefSeq lists its product as uncharacterized. NCBI's taxonomy places the organism in Eukaryota, Fungi, Basidiomycota, Ustilaginomycetes, Ustilaginales, Ustilaginaceae. The transcript is spliced from 2 exons. The record is from RefSeq and is a predicted model, not a curated record. The coding region runs from base 1 to 4938 and encodes 1645 amino acids.
AUGUCCGCUGCACGAACGGCUUCUCGCCGUGUUCCGGCUGCGGAGCCUUUCGCGAGUAGCUCAGCAUCCAGCAGUAGCGCUUCCUCACCUUUAACGCCAGAAGAACAUCUGCUCAGCCAUGUCAACAACAUGCGCAAGUGCUGCGACAUGUCCCUCUUCUACAAAAACCUCCAAGAGCAAGGUAUCGACUUUAUCGCCGAUAGCCUUUUACAUGCAAAUGACAUCUUUGCCAAGUAUGCAACAACAUCCCGUAGUGUCGCAUCUCCAUCCAAGCUUGCUGGUGAGCUGCUCAAGUCUCCUGUUCGCACGCGCACGCGCACCCGCGAAGCUGUCGGAACCGCCGGACGAGCACGCGGAGCAUUGAAUGCUUCAAAUGAUGGCUUCAAUGACCCCGCCGAUAUCUUUGACAAGGAGAAUGCACCUCUUCCGGCUCGCUCCUCCCGAUCGCGCACUGCAUCCUCCCUCGAGCCUCAGAAGGCCAAGGGUAAGACCAAAGGCAAGGCCAUUCACGUCGUUGAUGAGGAACCACACUUCCCUCUCUCGAGGCCCUCCCGCAGAGUCCUUGGCGACGUCAACACAAAGAAUGACGAGACGAAACUUGCCUCGCAGCCCGCCAAGCCCACCAGCAAGAAACCGACCCGAAGUAAGCCUGCACCUUACGACGAUAGCAUGGCCAUCGACGCGUCGUUGCAAGAAGACCGUUCGCCAGACGAAACCAUCCCAAGAGCUUCCACACCGCCUCUGCACGCAUCGUCUUCCAAGACAGAAACCGAUGGUGAACCUAGUAAGGCUGCACAGGUAGAGCAUUUGGACGUCAUCUCCGUCAUUGACUCGGACGAGGAAGACUCGGACGGAGAUUCAGAUGCCGAGCCAAGUGCAGCAAAGGCAAAGGAACAGGCAGACGGUACCAACACCAACAAUGCCGAGUCCACGGUCACAAGCACGAUCGUAUCUCAGAGCACUCGCAGCGACGCCACGACCGUAUCCUUCCGACCAGACACUAACGACACGGUUCGAUCCAACGACAAUACUGUCUCUGGCACCCUCGUUGAUCCUAAGCUUGAAAGCGCCCGUCAAGCAGCCUCAGCUCUGCUCACUGGCAAGCUCCAGCAGCAAAAGGACGGCAACACCGAAAAGCCCGUCAAACGAACGCUCGCAUCGUACGGCGCAAAGAAAAGCUUGCCGGCUGCUGCCCACAAUGCGCGUCCUAGCAAUGUCACCGCUACGCUCCAUCCCGCCUCAACUCCUGCCGGUCCCGGUUUCCGCUCUAGCUUCCUCAACAAGAGUCUGCGCAAGCAGAUUGCCGACCAGGAAGCCAUGAAGAGCGCCGACUCCGAAAGUGAUUCGGACGAAGAAGAAGGCGGUCUGGUCGCCGGUGCUGCCUUUGCCGCCAUGUAUAAGAGAACCGCGGCCAACACACAGGCCAACACGCGUGCCAACGCUGCAUUCUCGUUGAACAACAGCAGCGUCAGCUCCAAGAAGCGGAAGAGCGACGAGGCUCUGCCAGCCGCAAGCGAUGCAGACCUCGGAGGGGCUGUUCCGCCUCACAAGAUGUCCAAGUUUGGUGCUGCCAUGCUUGCUGCCAAAACGCAGUCGUCCGCCCCUACGCCUGCAACCAAGAAAACGCCUGCUGCGGGUCACGCGUCCAAGCUCGAGCAACUUCGCAGCACUUUAGCUCACGUUGCGCGCAGCAAUGGCAGCGGGGUCAGCUCCAGCUCGACUUCGCAAUCUUUGUCUUCUGCUACAUCGCCCUCGGCUCUGGAAGAAGCUGCACUCGUCUUCCCUUCUGCUGCUGGCGUCUCGAAAGAUGCAACGAUCCCGCCCAAGACCCCAGCCUCUUCGGACGACUCGAGAGACAUGCACUCGAAAUCCUCAGACUUAAGCUCCGACUCGACGGAAAAGAUUGCGCAGGGCAUCAAGAGUGGCGAGUCCACCAUCAAGGCUUCCGCCAUCCCGCGCUCGCCCGCUCGCUCUCCUUCUCGGAUCGCUGCCAAUCCACCCGCGGUGCUUCCGCCUCGUACGGGCAGCGUGCGCAAAUCUCCACGUAAGCUGACCGAGCAGGUGAAAGCGAGCCAGCAAGAGUCGGCGCUCUCUGCCUCACCCGGACCAAAGGUCAUGGAUCUUGCCAAUGUCUUCCAGUCAUCAAGAAGCGGCGCUGUGACUGGUCAGCAAGCUCCACGCAGCCCUACUACGCAACCUCGAAGUCUCGCUGCGCUAUUCGGCAGCCCGAAGCAAAGCACCAAACUUCCGACCCUCUCGACAGCGGCGGGCGGUAGCACAACUCCGGCGCACUCUCCGCCCAAGAACUGGCAGGCAAGUCGCCUACCUUUUGCUCAGCCAUUUCCGUUGCAACCCAAAGGGAUGGAUAAGUCGUUGCCUCCAAAGCCAUCCGACGAAGCUGUCAGGCCAAUCGUGGACGGAGUCGCCGAGAGUCAGCGCACUGUCUCAGCGGCGUCGACGGUGCUCUCCACUUCUAAGGCGGCGCAGACAGCGGAGAGUCAGUUCUUCGAUGCUCGCUCCAGGGAGAACAGCCCGGAGCCAAUCGAAGGCGCAGCUCCAGCCGCGACGGUGAAGGCUCCUGUUUCAAGAAACGCAACGUCGACAUCCGAUGCGACCGCGCCCGAGGCGUGUGCGAAGAAGGAGCCGGUUGCAGCCGCAAGCGCGCCUGUUGCAGCACCCAAGGCGUCCAGCUCCGCAAAGACUCCCUCUCUAUCCCCCAAGAAAGUUGCGGCCAAAGCGCUUGCGAAAGCAGGACCGACCUCGCCGACCAAGGCAAGUAGCCUCCGAGCAGCAGCAAAUGCCGCCUCCCCUUCCAAGUUCAAGAGUCAAACCUCCGCACGUACGGCACAACAGUCUGGCAUGCCGGCUUCGUCUGCGUCUCCAUCGAGGACGUGGGGCAUCGGUGAAAAGAUCAAGGGCUUUCUCGGGCUGCAUGCCUCCACCACAAACCACCCGUCCACAGCAAUUGCCCAAACCAAGAUCUCGGCUUCCAGCACGUUCCAGCCACGAGCUAUUGGUAUUCCUGCUGCCACUGCAAGCGCUACUGCUACUGAGCAGAAGGCUGUUACGGCAGCAACAGCAGGAGCGUCAGCGACCACGCCUGCAACAUCCAUUCCUGGUGCUUUGAUGACCAGCCCUCCGCCCGCAAUCAAGACACCGCAGGUCAAUUCAACGCCGUCCAGUGCCGCUGCUUCCACCACCACCAAUGGAAAGCUCACCAGCAUCGCGCGUGCCGAGAUGCUACGCAAGAAGCAGGUGGAGGAGGAAGAGCGCAAGGCCAAGGAGAAGGAGGAGCGUCGACGAAUGCUCAUGGCCAAGAAGGAAGAACGCGCUAAGGCGGUCGCCGAGGAGGAACUCGAAAGGGAGAACCGCAAGCGUGCACGCGAGCACAAUGACCGUGUCGCCCGGUCCGGUGCUGAAGAUGCCAGCAUCGCUUCGUCCAACGGCGCUCCGGCCGCUAUUCCAGCUGCGCUCUUGGGCAACAUUGUCGUCGGCGGCUCUGUCACGUCUGGCAGCGUCCACAGCGGUGCAAUCAGCUCUAGGACGAGCGUUGUGAGCACGGUGAGCAGCGGACCGCCCACACGACCUUCGAGUGCUCUCAACGGCAGCUAUGCUGGCGUCAAGAGCCGUUACAUGCAGACCUCGGUUCAGCAGCAGCAGCAGCAGCAGCAGCAGCAGCAGCAGCAGCAAAGCGACGAGAGCAACAAGAAGCGCCGCGUCACCAAUGACAAGGACGUUGGAGCGGUCAGCUCACAAUUGCAGAUCAAGCAGCCGCAGCAGCAGCAAUCACAGUCCGCGACCGGUGCUCGUCCUGGUACGUGCGUGGCUACCUCGCAGAUUGCCGCGCCCAAGAUGGUCCGCACCAUAAGCCAGUCAUCAAUUCGACCCGGUGUUCCAUCGCAAACUGCUGCCCAGCAACAGCAGCGUCUCCAGCCACAAGUAGGUGCGCAGCAACCACCGCAGCACAUCAAGCUGGCUAUGAAAUCGGGCGCGGCAGCAGCAGGAGCUGGCUUUGGAGCAGCGCCACGUAUCCCAGGCGCUGGUGCUACGUCAGGCAAUGGAACCGCCACUGCCUCGGUGAUGGUCAAUGCUGGUAAGGCUGCGCUAGGACAUGCGUCCACGUCAGCGCCGCCGCCGCCGACCAAAGCAAUGGCCAACGCCAACUUUUCAUCUUCAAAUCCGUUCCAACAGGCCAAGCAGCAGCAGCUCCAGAUGCAGAUGCAGAAGCAGAAACAGCUGCAGAUGCAGCAGCAAGCUGCAUCUAGCGCGGCGCAGACUCAAGCUGCUGCCACUGCUGCCGCCUUGCGAGAGCAAGAGCUGCACCGCUCGGCACAACUGCAGUUCCAGAUGCAGAACGCAGCAGGCGGCCGCUUUGAAGAGUGGGACGACCCCGCAGCUCAGCAGCAAGGGGGCGGGGAUGCUGACGAGGCACUGCCCGACAUUGCGUCGGAAUACUCUGACUCGGAAGACGAGGAAACCAUUCAGAAGCGAGCGGCCAUGCCACUGUGGACCCAAGGUGACGCCCUGGAUGCUGCACUGCUCGCGCAGUCGACUGUGGAUGCCGACGAGAUCUUUGGUAUUCCUCAGGGUCCCGUCGAGCUCGAAAAGAUCUUACCGGGUGAGCGUACUGCCAAUCGUAUCCGUCGUCCACGCACCUCGUCUGCCAACUGGUCGGGUCCCGACGGACUGGCACAGUGGGAGAUCGAUAGGUACAACAAGCGCAUGGGCAUCAAGGGAGUUGGUGUGCAACUGGCACGAAGGGACGGCAGCCACCCGCCUCCACCACCCCCUGGCGUCAUGGCGAGACUGUCCAUGGCUCAACGCCAGUCUAUGUCGCAUCAUUCGACGGUUGCUGCUGCGUCUUCGACAGUCGCAUCGUCAUCAACCUCCUCAGCUGCCAAUGGCGGUAAGAGGGACGAUGGCCGUGGCAAACCUUGA